This is a messenger RNA of Melanotaenia boesemani (Boeseman's rainbowfish), 1375 nucleotides long. RefSeq lists its product as uncharacterized. The transcript has 2 exons. The coding region runs from base 249 to 1082 and encodes 277 amino acids. NCBI's taxonomy places the organism in Eukaryota, Metazoa, Chordata, Actinopteri, Atheriniformes, Melanotaeniidae. Gene Ontology annotation, molecular function: single-stranded RNA binding. Gene Ontology annotation, biological process: retrotransposition. The record is from RefSeq and is a predicted model, not a curated record. Gene Ontology annotation, cellular component: ribonucleoprotein complex.
GAGGACAAAUGCCAGUUUAAUAAUUCGAUAUUUGACCCAUGUCGCAGCAGAUUAGGUACAGAAUACAUUUAAAAAGAAUUCUUUUGGGACUUCCGGUGACUAUGGCUGGUUGAGGACGUGUUUUCACUGAGCUCCCGCUCCCACACGAUACUACCUGGUCAAUCUACAAUUUGAGGGCUCCCCCUUGAAACCCGGUGAACUAUUGGAACCAGUGGUAAUAAAUAGGUGAACUUUGAUGGUGUUUAACGAUGUCGAAACAGACGAAACUUCAGUCAACGAAAUUGUCAACCGUGCCAGCUGCUAAUGCUAGCUCUGCUAGCGAAUCCCCACCGACGAGCGAAGUACCUCCCCCGGCUAUGGAUACUGCAGCUCUGAUACAUGAGGUAACCCAGAGUCUCAGCAGCGUUAUAGAUGAAAAGCUCUCUAAGAUUUCAGAGACAUUGGAGAGGAUCUCCUCAGCUUUAGAAGGCCAGUCCAGGCGUAUCGCAGAGACGGAGCAGCGAGUAUUGGACGUGGAGGACACGGUAGCAGGCCUGGAAGCGAGACUAGCCGAAGCAGAGGGGAAAAUUAAGGCGAUGAAUGACAGCGUGGACGACAUGGAAAACCGGAGUAGACGGGAAAACAUCCGCAUUCUCAAUCCGGAGGAGGGCACAGAGGGGAGGCGUCCCAUACGGUUCUUUGAAUCCUGGCUUCCGAAUAUUCUCAGUCUGGAGUCGACUCCAGGCAUUAAAAGCUGCAUCAAGAUCGACAGAGCACAUCGCAGCUUGGGCCCACGGGGAUCACGCCCUCGACCGAUUAUUAUCAAACUACACAACUCAAGAGACAAACUUAGGAUAAUGACCGCAAUGAGGGCGAAGCCAAACCUAGAAUAUGAAGGUAAACGGUUUUCCAUCUCUCAAGACCUGUCUAUGGUGGUCCGGGAGAGACGCCGUGCCUUUAAUAAUGUGUGCCGAAUCCUCAUCGAUAAGGGUAUCCGUUUUAACAUGCACUUCCCGGCCACGCUCAUCGUGCACCAUGACGAUGCGGAACACAAGUUUAACACACAGGGGGCUGCGGAGGCUUUUCUUAACACACUGGAAUAAAGCCAAAGGAGAACUCUACUCUUUGAUUCUCUUCUGUGUGGAAUGAUUUGUCAACGUUUUCCUUAACAACACCCCCCAAAAAAGAUACAGCUGGCGAUUAAGACAUCGUGGUCCUGGCCCGUUGUACAUGAUGGACCAAGCACACAUCUUCCCUGCUGCAUAAUACUUUUUACUGGACAGCAAUUCUUACUGUAAGUAAAAAGCAAGUUUCCAGGCUGUCCUUCCAAAACCACCAUGGAGGUCUGAAGGUCAAUCAUGAGUAGACUGCAGGAAAAAAAAAAAAAAAAAAAAAA